Molecule: messenger RNA, 2818 nt
Organism: Volvox carteri f. nagariensis
Lineage: Eukaryota; Viridiplantae; Chlorophyta; Chlorophyceae; Chlamydomonadales; Volvocaceae
Exons: 5
Coding region: 1-2454 (817 amino acids)
Cellular component (GO): cytoplasm; ribonucleoprotein complex; nucleus
Molecular function (GO): mRNA binding
Source: RefSeq, a predicted model, not a curated record
AUGCAAUUUAACAACCCUUACCAGAUGCCAGGUUAUGGGUUACAGCAGCCGGUUCAGCAACAACCCGUACAGCAACCGAUUCAGAUUCAGAUGCAGCAACACGGGUUUCAGCCCCAGGGGAUGCAACCCCAAGGAAUGCCAGUCCAGGGAAUGCCACCACAAGGCGCUCAAGCAUUGGGGAUACAAACACAGGGCAUGCAGCCGCAGGGGAUGGCGACGGUGCCGGGGGUUCAGCCUCACGGGAUGCUGCUUCAGGGAACGCAGCCGCAGGGGAUGCAGCAGCAGGGAACGCUGCCGCACGGGAUUCCGCAGCAGGGAAUGUCGGGACAAGGAAUGCCGCAGCAAGGAAUGCCGGCUCAGAGUUUGACGGUGCAAGGAUUCCCGCAGCAGGGAUUGAAUUCACAGGGGUUACAAGCGGCAGGCGCCAACCCAAACAACUCUUAUGGCAACUCCACGGGGCUGUUAGGAACAGGGGAUGCCACUUUCGUGGGCGCGCCGGGGCCAGGUGGCAUGGGCCAGGCGCAAAUGGGCCCGGGCCCCCAGGCUAUGGGUUUCCAGGGUGUCAUGCUGCCAUUUCAGCCGCAGCAGCAGGUGCUGCAGUCUCAGCAGCAAACCGUGAUGGGUGGAGUUGCACAUGGGAUGGGGUCGGUGCAGGGUAUGGCCAUGCCUAUGGAUCCCCAGCAGCAGCAGGGUCAGGGAAAGCCAGGCUUGGGGUCACAGAACGCUGCCACUGGGUUAGAAUUCCAACAGCAAGUAAUGCCUUUACAGCAGCCCGUGAUGGGCGGCAUGUUGCAACAGCAGUCAGUUAUGUCCAACCAAGUGCCACAAGUACGUGGACCGUACGUACAAGCUGGUGUGGAGCAGCAGGCUGGGAACAUGGGUCGUAUGCAGGCCCAGCUGCAAGACCUAGGUCAGGGGGGAAGCAUGCUGCCGUUUAAGCAGCCUCAACCACCUCGAAGACAGCAGGAGCAGUCCCAGCUGAAGCAGCAGCUUGGGCUGCAGCAGAAGCCGCAGCCGGGGCAGCAGCAAAAGCAGCAACCGGGACAGCAGCAAAAGCAGCAGCCGGGGCAGCAGCAAAAGCAGCAGCCGGGGCAGCAGCAAAAGCAGCAGCCGGGGCAACAGCAGAAGCAGCAACCGGGACAGCAGCAAAAGCAGCAGCAAAAGCAGCAGCCGGGACAGCAGCAAAAGCAGCAGCCGGGGCAACAGCAAAAGCAGCAGCCCGGACAGCAGCAAAAGCAGCAGCAGGGGCAGCAGCAGGGGCAGCAGCAAAAGCAGCAGCAAUCGAAACAGCCAGUAACCCCACAGCAAAACAAGUCUCAGCAGCAGCAAGAGAAAUCGGAGCAGAAGCCUCCAACGGCUGCGCUGACGGCGACAGGCAAGCAAGGCAUAGCUCAGCAGCUGCCCUCGGACGCCACGAACUCCCUGUAUUUGGAGAACUUGCCGACGGACGUCACGCACCGGGAGCUUACGCACAUCUUUCGCCCAUUCGCUGGCUUCGUUACGCUUCGCCUUGUGGUGAAGGAGCACACCAACCGUGAGAAAUCCGCGAAGGCGUUCGUCGACUUUACAGAUGCCCAAGCAGCCACCGCGGCCAUGUCAGCGCUGAACGGAUACCAGCUUGAUCUUGAGGGCCAGACACCCCACGUGUUGCGUCCCGUGUACGCCCGGCCUCCUAAGGAGCCGGCGACUGUCAACCGGGGUAUGGGAUCUAACACAAUUUUGGAUCCGCCCCCUCCUGCUGUCAACAGCAGCAGCGGGCCUCGCAAUGACGGUGUCAGCAGUGGUACGCAGAAGCGCAGCACCUCAGCUCCAGCCGGGAGCCAGCAAACUGGGCCUGGCAACGCAGGGCAUGUUGGGGUGAAUUCCCUUCGGGGCAAGCCAGCCAGCAAGGGUCCCAAAACAUAUAUUGAUGGGGGUUAUGGGGAGGGACUCCUAUCGGCAGCUGGGCCCAGCAUGGGUGCCAAGCCUUCAGGACCAGGUGCGGCACCGAUGCACGUGCAUGGACGGGGCCGGGGCAUGGGGCCGGGACACGGCGGGCGGGGUAUGGUGCACGAGGCCAUGCCGCGCGGGUAUGGCGGUCUAACAAGGAUGCGAGUUCCAGGACCAGAUUUCGGGGCGGGCCCCGAGUUUGGGCCGGGACCAGGGUUUGGGCCGGGACCGGUGCUCAUGCCCGGACCUCCUUUCGGUGGGCGGGAAAUGGGUGGAAUGAUGGAUGACAUGGGCAUGCACGGUCCUCGUGUGCCCAUGCACGGUCGCGGGUUCGUGGGUGGCCGCGGCAGGGCGCCCGGCGCGCUGGCCUUUGAGGAUAUGCCGGAAGGUGUUACUCUUGCGGGACCUGGACAUGAAGCUGACGCAUUUAAUAGGUUGGCGAAGGCGCUGGUUCGCUUUAAGCACGAGGAUUGUGUUGGCAAGGCGGUCGGGGCUGAGUUGCGCAAGUGUGUGGCCUCGCAAUGAGCACCGUGCCGUGUCCGCCACUCGGCUUUGGGGUCACAUGACCUGUGCUCCCGUUCUUUGCAUCGUAGACUUCGAAUUACUAACUGCUAGUACCGGUCCUUAUGCCGAUACUUGGCAAAGCGGGCUUGCGCGUGUCUUACAGGAUGGUUCUAAUGUGUAGGUGUCGGCGGUGUCGAAGCAUGUUCCCUCCAACAAAAAAAGAUGUGGCCCUCACAGCUUCUUGAAGUUGUAUCGUUAGUCUGAGGCGAACCAUAUCGGCUACACCACGUAUCGCUUGUAUAAAGAGACACCGAAAGUCAGGGAUAGAAGCUGUUGUACAAUCAUCGUUGAGCGCCAUGCGUUAAAUUAUGUCAUGGAGACGAUA